UUCUACAAUUAGCGGACAAUAUCCAUUGCCACCAUGGCCACGGCGACGUCGGAGAGAAUGAUCCCAUCGAUGGACACUUUGGUGAAAUACGACAACCCCGUAGCAGUGACCACACGACCCGAAAAAGCAAAAGAACAGGGCCCGAGCAAAGCCGGUCCUUCGGCGUGCAAGCUCCAAAGCACGGCUGUUUCUCCAGACGUGCGCAAGGAAACCAUGGAAGUGCUUAAUGCCAUAUUACCCUCCCAAGAGUGGGAGGACGAAGGGCAGAUUUGGAAACAACAGGUCUCGAGUACACCGGCAACGCGAAUCGACGUGAUAAAUCUGCAGGAGCAACUGGACAUGAAACUGCAAGCUCGACAGGCCCGGGAAACCGGUAUCUGUCCCGUACGAAGGGAACUGUACACGCAGUGUUUCGACGAGAUCAUAAGACAAGUGACGAUUAACUGUGCCGAGCGAGGCUCGCUUUUGCUAAGGGUAAGGGACGAGAUUCAGAUGACCAUGACGGCUUACCAAACGCUUUAUCAGAGCAGCAUAGCUUUUGGGAUGCGCAAGGCUUUGCAGGCCGAGCAAGGUAAGGAGGACUUGAUAAACACCGCCGAAGAGCUGAAGUUGCAAAAAGCAGAACUGGAAAAGACAGUGGCCGAGCUUAGGCAGAGGUUCGAUCAGACCGAGCGAAGGGCUACAGAGUUACGAGAAGCCGAGGAGAAAAAAUACACGGAGGAGAUACAAUUUUUGAAAAAGACGAAUCAGCAGUUGAAAACCCAGCUUGAAGGAAUCAUCGCGCCAAAGAAAUAG
This is a messenger RNA of Copidosoma floridanum, 795 nucleotides long. RefSeq names its product Putative inner dynein arm light chain, axonemal Dnali1 (gene Dnali1). Gene Ontology annotation, molecular function: dynein heavy chain binding. Gene Ontology annotation, cellular component: ciliary base; axoneme. NCBI's taxonomy places the organism in Eukaryota, Metazoa, Arthropoda, Insecta, Hymenoptera, Encyrtidae. The record is from RefSeq and is a predicted model, not a curated record.